Doryrhamphus excisus (bluestripe pipefish) is the source of this 1781-nucleotide messenger RNA. The record is from RefSeq and is a predicted model, not a curated record. NCBI's taxonomy places the organism in Eukaryota, Metazoa, Chordata, Actinopteri, Syngnathiformes, Syngnathidae.
CCCAGACCCCAUGGAAAACAUCCGGUUGGCGCAGUAUUUUGAGCUGCUUUUUCUACAGUAAAUAGAAGUAAAUUACGGUUUUUAAUGUAGCGUGUCUGUCACGCAGGGAAUUGAAACAUGAAUUAAAUACACGGUAAUAUAAACAAAUCGAACUUAAUAUGGACAACGGGGUCUCACAGAAAAUGCGACCCAGGGAGCUGCCUCCUCUACCUCAGCGAGGACAGAGAGCGCUUCCUGCAGUGCCAAGAGAAGACAUGGCUGAUGUGCCAAAACAAAAGAAGAGGAGGGUGAGAAGGGAGGCAGGCGACACGGACGGGUCACAAGAUCAGGCAAUGAACAUGGAAGGCCCGGGCAGCAGACGGACAUCUGACGUCGGAGAGAACGUUUCACUUGAAACACCUGCUGAUGCUCCUCAAAGGAAGAAGAAGAAAAAGAAGAGCGCGACAUUAGAUCUGGAAGACGACCAAGCUGAUCUGCUGAACGGGGACACGGGGGAUCAGACUAAGAAGAAGAAGAAGAAGCCAAAAGCUGUGGAAUCGUCACUUCCGGAUGAAUUGGAUAUAGAAGAAGAUGACGUGGUCACAGACGUAACAUCUCCCAUCCCACAGCAUUCCCUGUUCUCUGCCCCACAGGGACAGAGCCAGCCUGUCGGGAAGGUCUUUGUGGAGCGCAACAAGCGCUUCCAGGCAGCAGAGCGCUCCGACUGGAGGAAGCCCAGCGACCAGACGGAAAACAACGACUUCCAGCUCAUGCAGCCUCGCUGGACCACCAGAGAUGUUUCUCUAAGGGUGCAUGAAGGAUUCAGGUGGACCCAGAUUGCAUUGGAUGACUUGAUUCCAUGUGUGACUCAAACCGUGUGCUUUUGUCUCCGAUUCAGGAUGUUCGCGCUGUACUGUCACGGCUUUCUAGCAGGAUAUGCCGUGUGGAACAUGGUGGUGGUGUACGUGCUAGCUGGGCAGCAUCUCAGCGCUCUCCCCAACCUGCUGCAGCAGUACCACUACUUGGCUUACCCGUCCCAGUCGCUGCUCUACAUGCUGCUGGCCAUCAGCACGGUGGCGGCUUUUGACAGAGUCAACCUGGCCAAGACUUCCAUGGCACUGCAGGAGUUGAUCACACUGGACCCGGUGGCUAUCGCCUCAUUCUUGUAUUUCUCCGCGUUGGUGCUCUCUCUCAGCCAACAGACCACGAGCGAUCGCAUCAACCUCUACCCCGUCUCCAACUCAACAUUAUGGCCGACGGGGUCCGAGCACCAAAUACUUCACCCUUGGGUCACGGUCAACCUGGUGGUGGCGCUGCUGGUGAGCCUGGCCUGGAUGUUCAUCACCAGUCGACCCGAGGCAGACUAUACUAAAAGUUAUCUGGUUGCCAUGCAACUCGAACCCUCCAAGAUGGACGACAAGUCAGAAAUGAACGCGUGAUUACGUGUGUCUCUUGGACGUUGUUUUCUCCAAACUCCUGUAUGACCUUGAAUCCACCAUGACACCAUGCGGCUUUCAGGUACCAACAUUACACACACAGCUCAAGAAGACGCUUCACUCAUCACUGUGGACAACGGAACGCUGCAAGAGUCACCCAAAGGAAGUGCGAACGACUCCGAAAAUUAGGAAAAAGCCAAAAGAAACAAAUAAAAUUGUUCAUUUAGGAGAGCUGUUCAAUUGAUUCGACUCCUUUGCGACACAUCACUCGGGCACACAAAUUGCUGUAAUUUAUAUUUUUUUGUGUAAUGUUUUGUACUUGUGUUUCACUGUAAUAAAAUAUGUUCCAUUUUAGGGUUAUAAAUA